Messenger RNA from Sinocyclocheilus rhinocerous, 5208 nucleotides. RefSeq names its product formin-2-like. Gene Ontology annotation, biological process: cortical actin cytoskeleton organization; actin nucleation. Lineage: Eukaryota; Metazoa; Chordata; Actinopteri; Cypriniformes; Cyprinidae. Gene Ontology annotation, molecular function: microtubule binding; actin filament binding. The transcript is spliced from 17 exons. The coding region runs from base 1 to 4623 and encodes 1540 amino acids. Gene Ontology annotation, cellular component: cytoskeleton; actin filament; cytoplasm. The record is from RefSeq and is a predicted model, not a curated record.
AUGCAAACCAUUCAGACAAUAGAGAUGCAGUUACCUGUCCUGCGAGAGAGUUUCCACUCCUCUCCCUUCAGAGAGAGAGUGAAAGAACGGAGGAAGAGCAGCCUGACAAAUCUCAUUAGAAGACAACAGCAACAGUUAUUACUCCAGCAACAACAAUCAGAAUUACAUCAGAAGCAACAGCUGUUCUCACCCUCACAGGGCCACACUGCACAUGCUCAGUUGGUCCGCUCUUCCAGCAGCCCGUUAUGUGACUUGGCAGAGCAAAUAGAUGAGCAAGAGAAAGUGAAAGAGAUUGGGAGGCAGGGGGAGCUGUCUCUCAGACAGUCCUCGGCUACGGCGUCACAGCCUGCAUCAUCAAAGCAGCUGCUGCCGACGGUGAAGAGAGCGAGAGAGGGAUUAGAGAGGGAGAGGGAGAAAGUGCAAGGGAGCGUGGAGAGGGAGAGAGGAGAGAAGAGAGAGCAGCACAGAGAACGAGAAAGUCAGUCCUUUCACACGCGUUCCCAGCAUGGCCUGAUCGCUAAAGGUGUUCGCCUUCUGAGGAACAUGGGAAACCAGGAGGCCAAGCAGAAGAAGACCACUGUCACUACAGGAGUGGAAGGUGCUGGGAAUGGGGCGAGCACCGAGGACCGAGACCAUGAACAUCUCAAGAAGAUUAAGAAAAGUAAAUUGUCGGGCGACUCGGGCAAGAAGAAAUCCAAAUCGGAAGGCUCCAGAGGUUCUGUAUUUUCCAACAUCCGUAUCAGAAAGGGCCUCUCCCGGAAAGGGUUGUCCAAAGAGGAUGUACUGGAUGAUGGGAUUAGGAUUAAGAGCAUGGAUGCUAACGACAGCAGCAAUGGUGGAAUAUCGGGUGAUGAGCUGGAGGGUCUCACGCCUGAUAGUAAGCAACUCACGGCUGAAAGCAGGCAGUCAACUCUGGACACGACAGAAGAUGAUGCUGAGAGAGAGACUGAGGGAUCAGGGUCAGAUACAGAUCUUUGCAGCUACCACUCAGCCGCCGAGGCCCAAGAUCUGCUGUUGGAUAUCCAGAGGACUAUCAGACAACAGCAGCAGAUGGAGGGAGUUUCUGAGGGGCAAAACUGUAGUGGACAAGUAGGGUCUGAAGGCCAGACUGAGGUCACUCAGGGUCUUACUUGUAGUAGCCUUGCUUGUAUUGGCGAACCAGAGAAGGUAAAAGGUGUAUCUGCAUCUGACAGCAAAGAACAAGAUCUUAAAUAUAGUGGGGAUACAGUAGAAGGGGUGAUUACAACAACACUAAAGGCAGAAUCAGGUGGCGAAGUGACUGAUGUUGCAAAUAAAGCUGAACGUUUGAGCAAUUUGGCCAUUGACUAUUGCAUUCAGGAUAGUAUCACUGACACAAGUAGUGUCCAGGAUACAAUAUCUGUUACCAAAUCAACCAGUAACUACAGUUUUCAGGAUACUACAGCAACAUCCACCUCCUAUGAGAGUGCCGAGGAGAUCCUGGAGAGUUCAUCUCUAUCGUCUCCUCUUGAAGAGUGUCAUUACGGUAGCAAUAGCCUGACUCAAAGCCUAGAAAUCGGUCUCAAUUCAAGAAAUCAGACCAGCUCAAUGUCCAAAAUCAGCCGGAUAAUUUUCAUCCCACAGAAGAGCAUUAGUAGUGUAGAGCUGAACAUAGAGGGUGAUGGUCAUGUAGAGGAGGUAGAUCGAGAGUAUUCCCACCAACAGAGAAGGAAAAGCAGUGCCGCGUCCAUCACACAGUGGUCAUCUGAGAACUUUUUAGGCUUGGGGUCACGACCACGUAGAACUUCCAGCGCUAACCUCAGGGUUAAACCUUAUCCUACAGUACACACUUCUUACGUUAAAACGACCACCAGACAGCUCACAUCACCUAUAAUAUCUCCAUUGACCACUCCGUCCCUAAGUCCAAUGUGUCCUCGCAGGGUCGGCUUAGAGUUGGGAUCAAGUCAGGGGUCAUACAGAGCAGGAAGCUGGAGAGCACGGAGACAACGGUCCUGUAGCAUUGCAGGUCCGGUGGGUUGUCAUGAAGAAUGGUGUGAAGCCAUUCAUGAUCAAUCAGAGCUUAUUGAUCAUGGCUUCCAAACCCUCAGAUGCAGGCAAACGCCAUCCGCCUUUCCAGAUGUGUUUUCAGGUCGCUCUCUGUUCGAGAGGUGUCUAGUACAGUGGGGUUGUUCUGAAGAUGACAGUGCUGCACAGGAUGUUGAGAGAUUCUGUUCCCAUAUUCUGGCUUUGGGGAUUCUACAGCCUUUCAGUGACUGCAUCAGGGAACCACCCACAGGAAGUGAUGUUACAGAUAAGCCCAUUUUCAAUAAGGAGCAGCUGUAUACCUGGGCUCCAAUGGGACAGAAUGAGAUCAGAACACCUGGGCGGCUCCAAACAAUGUGGCCUCCGAGUCCGUCCCCCACUGCUGCACAGCUGCAAGAUGGAUCCACGGGGCAAUCUGGAAUCGUUCUGGAAGGAACUUCCGUUUCCAUUCAGGAGCUAGAGCGAACAAUAGAAGAAUUACUUGUGAAAAUAUCAGAUAUGGAAAAAGACAAUGUUUUGGAUGGCACAAAGCUUGGAACAAGGGAUCGAGAAGUGGGUAGUUUCAAUCAAACUAUUAAACAGACUAAAGUAAAUGAACAACGAGUUAAUUCAGCCAUUCAGACCUCACCUGUCGAGGAAGCCUUUAAACUUCCAGUGCCUUUAUCAGACCAAUCACAUACUCCCAAAUUAAGUGACACCGCUACUUCACCAUUUGGUUUGCCCUAUACCUGUAGCUGCCAAAGAACACAGGAAAUCCCACCCCCUGCACCACCACUACUUCCUGUUGUUUCAGGUUUCCCGACACCUUCAAAACAAGAUGCAUCAAUACCUCCACCUCCUCCACCUCCACUCCCAGAUACGACUCAGCUCCAUCUGCCUUUCCCAGGUACGACUCCAACCCCUCCACCUCCACUUCUAGGUAUGGCUCCUCCCCAUCUGCCACUCACGGGUACAGCUUCUUCCUCUCCACAACCUCCACUCCAAUGUAUGGCUCUGCCCCCUCCACCGCCUCCGCUUCCAGAUAUUGUUCCACCACUUGCACCUGUGGGCAUGGCUCCACCUCCUCCUCCACUCCCAGGCAUGGCUCCACCCCCUCCACCUCCACUCCCAGGUAUGGCCCCACCCCCUCCUCCUCCACCACCUCCUGGCUGUGGACCUCCACCUCCUCCUCCUCCACCUCCUGGCUGUGGACCCCCACCACCCCCUCCUCCACCUGGUUUUGGGCCACCACCACCCUUCGGUCCCCCUCCACUCUUCAUGGGGUUGGUGCCGUCUAGCAUGGCUCAGGACUCCAUCCCCCUGAAGGCUGUCAUCGAGCCUCCACGGCCCAUGAAACCACUCUACUGGACACGGAUUCAGCUACAUGCCAAAAAGGAUGCCAAAAGUGCCCUGGUGUGGGAAAAGGUUCAAGAGCCAUCAGUAGAUUUUGACGAAUUUGUGGAGCUGUUUGCCAAAAGCGCAGUCAAGGAAAAGAAGAAACCUAUCUCAGAUACCAUAACAAAAUCAAAGGCCAAACAGGUUGUCAAGCUGCUGAGUAACAAACGUUCUCAAGCGGUGGGGAUUCUGAUGUCCAGUCUUCAUUUAGAUAUGAAAGAUAUUCAGAAUGCCAUCUUGAACAUGGACUGCACCGUGGUGGAUCUGGAGACGCUCCAGGCGCUGUAUGAAAACAGAGCUCAGAAAGAAGAGAUGGAUCAGAUUGAGAAACAUAUCAAGUCUUCAAAAGAUAAAGAAAAUGCAAAACCACUGGACAAGCCUGAACAGUUUCUGCUGCAGUUGUCAGAGGUUCCUCAGUUCUCGGAGCGGGUUUUCUGUAUUCUCUUCCAGUCCACCUUCACAGAAUGUAUUACAUCAGUUCAGCGCAAGCUUGAAACACUGCUGAGAGUCUGUACGGCUCUACAAUCAAGUCAAGCCGUCCUGCAGGUUCUAGGUUUGGUUCUAGCAUAUGGGAACAUUAUGAACGGGGGCAACCGGAGCAGAGGACAGGCAGACGGAUUUACCCUAGACAUCCUACCCAAGUUAAAAGAUGUCAAGAGCAGUGAUAAUUCUCAGAGCCUCCUGUCCUACAUAGUUGCUUACUAUCUGCGACACUUUGAUGAGGAUGCAGGUAAAGAAACAUGCGUGUACCCACUUCCAGAGCCUCAGGAUCUGUUUCAGACUUCGCAGAUGAAGUUUGAGGAUUUUCAACGUGACCUACGCAAGCUACGGAAAGAUCUGAAUGCCUGUUCAGCAGAAACAGAAAAGGUGUGUAAUGUCUCGUCUGAGGAGCAACUGCAGCCCUUUAAGGACAAAAUGGAAGAAUUUCUCACUAGAGCCAAAGCAGAGCUGGAGCUCCAGGAAAAACAGCUCGCUGACACGCAGAGGAUUUUUCUGGAGCUGAGCGUGUUUUUCUCAGUCAAGCCUAAGGCGGGAGAGAAGGAGGUUUCACCAAACACAUUCUUCACAGUGUGGCACGAGUUUUCAUCAGAUUUUAAGGAGCUCUGGAAGAGAGAGAAUAAAUGCCUACUGCAGGAGCGGUUGAAAGCUGCAGAAGAGACUUUCAGACAAGCACGAGAGAAGGCUACCUACAACGUAAAACCUAAACAUGCAUCAGGGAUAAAAGCCAAGCUGGGACAGAAGAUGUGAAUUUCUGCUGUACUGAAUCCAACAAAACUCCUUGUUUAAAACAAAAAGUGGAUCCCAUUGCAAGAAAUAAAAAAUAUCCAUGUCCAGGCACUCACAUAGCAGGCAAAAUAUAAAAAGCCUUUAUUGUAAGACAGGGCUACAUGUUAAAAAACACCAACACGUAUCAGCCCAAACAGGCCUUUGUCAGGGUGUCAUAUUUUGCCUGCUAUGCGAGUGCCUGGACGUGGAUUUUGUUUGUUACUUGCAAUGGUAUCCACUUUUUGUUUUUGACAUUUUGUUCCCUCUCUGGAGCACUCAUAGUAUCGCUUGUGAGUACCUGAUGCGCCCCUGGUCAAUACUUUUUUCUUUGAUUAAAACUCCUUGUUUGCCCGGUUCUUUCUUUGUUUUCUACUUAACAGUUACUUCAGUAUAAGAAUAGCCAUGAGAAGGUUUGCAUUAUUUUAGUACAUGAACGUGGUCAGAAUUUUGUCAUUUCUGUAGUUUCAUAUGAAGACAAUCAAAGCUUAAAGGUCUCCUGAAAUGUUUAGAAACAUGCAGCUUUACUCUAUGUGUUGACGUCAUUUUAUCUGAAACAGGAAGACAGGG